AUUACGAAUUUUAGAAUAUCGAGAUCGAAACACAACGGUAGCUCGUUCGUUCCGUUCUUGGAGAAAGAAGUCUAGAAAUGCUUCGAGUACGUUAUUUAUUCUACCUCGGUUUAUUCUGUUAUUUAUUGGACCUUCAUCAGAUCGGCUCAGAUGCCCUAAGUUUAUUGCCGAAGAAGAAGGACAAGUCGGAGAGCGCAGAGUCGGACAAGAAUGCAAAAGAAAAUGUUGGCAAAGCUAAAGAACGUAAUAGGAAGUCUACAAAAUGUCUCUGCACGAUAAAUCAAGGGAGACUGAGUCAGGAGAACACUUACAGUAUCCGUUCAACCCCCACUGUAGCUGGCUGAAAAUUGUCAGGCCUAUUGGUUUGCAAUCGAAUUGUUUACUCAACGAUAUCAUCGGAAUUUACAAAACUAUUAAGAAGUAUUCCUUAGCGAUCGAAGCUUUUGUAUAAAAUUUGAUUAAGCGUCUGUGCUAAAUGAUACUUACCAAUCAAUUUCUAUGUUAAUUGAUAGUCUGGUCGGUAUUAUGUGUUUUGUUAUCACUAAUUUUUGACUUGUGUAUAUUGAAAUAAUAUAAUUGGAAGCCGCUAGCAUGCAUAUCAAUUUUUAUACAGCUAUAUCCGAAAAGUAAAUAGAACG
This is a messenger RNA of Phymastichus coffea, 638 nucleotides long. RefSeq lists its product as uncharacterized. Bases 78 to 344 code for a protein of 88 amino acids. The transcript is spliced from 3 exons. The record is from RefSeq and is a predicted model, not a curated record. NCBI's taxonomy places the organism in Eukaryota, Metazoa, Arthropoda, Insecta, Hymenoptera, Eulophidae.